This is a messenger RNA of Danio rerio (zebrafish), 2154 nucleotides long. The record is from RefSeq and is a predicted model, not a curated record. Lineage: Eukaryota; Metazoa; Chordata; Actinopteri; Cypriniformes; Danionidae.
UAGCGUGGAUGUGACACGAGUUGCCUUCACUUACAUGACUUAGGGAAACUGCUUCCUCCGGCUCCAGCAGAACAAACAGCACAUUCAUGAGCAGUCAGUCAGUCAGUCAACAGUUUAGUACCUCUGGAGAAUUCACUUCUUUUUCUCUGAAUGUCACAUUUGUUCAAACGCGCCUCAUACAAUGAGGAUUAUAAUCUGGAGCAUCGCGAGCACCUUUCUGUUCAGCGUCAUUUUUACGCAAGGACGUCGAAGACCAGCUUUUACAUGUGGCGGGAACUUUACUGGAGACACAGGAAUGAUUGGGAGUCAAGGGUACCCCGCUGUUUACCCACCCAACAACAAAUGUGUGUGGAGAAUUACAGUUCCUCAGGGGAGGCUCGUGUCCCUCUUGUUCCGAGUUUUGGAUCUUGAGAGUGAUAGUCUCUGCAGAUACGACUUUGUUGAUGUAUAUGAUGGCCACAUCAACGGGCAGCGUCUCGGCCGCUUUUGUGGUACCGCCAAACCCAGAGCACUGGUCACCAAUGGAAACAAGAUGCAAGUGGUCAUGGUGUCGGACGCCAACACAGCUGGGAGUGGUUUUCUUGCUGUAUACUCAGCGAUCCGCCCAAAUGAAAGAGUUGACCGGUACUGCGGGGGUCUUCUAGACAAACCCUCUGGGACGAUAAAGACCCCUAACUGGCCAGAUAAAGACUACCCGCCGGGAGUAACGUGUUCCUGGCAUAUUGUUGCUCCUCUAGACCAGAUCAUUGAGCUGAAGUUUGAGAAGUUUGAUGUGGAGAGAGACAGCAACUGCCGCUAUGACCAUGUGGCUGUGUUUAAUGGGGGAGAAACUAAUGAGACACGUAAGAUCGGCAAGUUCUGCGGAGACAGCCCACCCAUGCCAAUUCAUUCAGACGGUCAUCAUCUCCUCAUAACGUUUCUCUCCGACUUGAGUCUGACUGCUGAUGGAUUCAUUGGCCAUUACCGCUUUAAAUGGAGGAGUCCCAGCACAGCGAGCGCCCCUUUGACCCCCGCGGGCACCAUAUCACCCAGCACACCACCCGCAGCUCUUACAUAUUCAGAAGAACUUUGCAAGCAGAAAUGUAAAAGGACUGGAACAAUUGAAAGUCAUUACUGCUCUAGUAACUUUGUGAUUACGGCCACUCUUAUCUCAGCAGCCAUGAGGGAGCAAAGCGUUCUUGCCACUUUUUCCAUCAUGCACCUUUAUAAAGAAGGAAAUUUAGCCAUCCAACAAGCUGGGAAAACCAUGAGCACCAAAGUUACGGUCCUCUGCAAACAAUGCCCGCUGGUCAGAAGAGGGCUUAACUACAUAGUCAUGGGACAAACCGAUGAACACGGACAAGGCGUUAUUUCCCCUUAUAACUUUGUGAUGCUCUUCAAAACCAAAAAGCAACAGGAUUUGGCCGUGCUGAAAAAUAUACGCUGCUGAUGUGCACAGGUGACCAAAGCCGUGUCUGGAUUUGCAUUCACUUUAUGUACAUGCGUUUGAUAACAUCCAUACUUGGACUCUUUUAGUAAUAACGGUAACACAGUGUCUUUACUACAAGUAACAUGAAAAGAUUCCAGCGACAAGCAAUUUGACUGUUUCGAUAUGACAGAAACAUUUUAAUACCAGCCACUGCAUUUGUUAACAUUGCAUUCUUCAUUAUUUAAAAUAUCUGGCUACCGAAUGAUGGGUGUUGUUGCUUUCAUUUCAAACUUUCAUUUUCCAACAACCUUAUUUAACCUUUAUUUUAAUUUCUGUGAAAUUCAGAAUUGAUUUUAAAGUGCUUUUACUGGUUUAUAAAUCCCUCCAUAAUCUAGCCCCAUUCUAUCUCGCAGAGCUGCUUCAUCCUUACACUCCUGUGAGAUCUCUUAGGUCGAGUGAGCAGAAUCUUCUGUCAGUUCCACAAUCUAGGCUAAAACGUUGAGGGGACAGAGCUUUCUCUGUGGCAGGUCCUCGGUUGUGGAACACCUUGCCCCUUGAGAUCAGAUUGGCUCCAUCAUUAUCCACUUUUAAAUCACGUCUUAAAACAUACCUUUUAGCUUGGCUUUUUAAGAUUAUUUUAAUAGUUCAUUCUACCGCUAUUUUGUACAUCUUUACAGUUGUUUCGCUUGCUUUAUUUCUUGUGUUUAUAUAUAUGUCUUUUAUUUUUUAUUUUUUAACUUGUCUUA